GUGACACCGCUAGCUCACGACUCUGUACGUUCUGUCCCGAGGCUAUUUGCCCCGGACGGUCGUCCGAGUCUGUUGCGUGUGGGCAAAAGGGACCGUCGGUAGGGAAUAUCGCAGCGGCAACUCUGAGACGAGGCAGGAUCGCGCGCAGCCAUGACCGAGGCGGCUGCUGCUCCGGACUGGCAUGUGGGGACUGACCUCCAACAACAGGCCCAGAUCCAGUCUGCGGAGAUCUCCCUUUUAGCCAUCCUGGCUGCUGUUCAGGCGGUGGAGAAGAAAACAGAGUCCCAGGCUGUCCAUCUUCAAAGCCUGGAAAUACGAACAGGGUCAGCUGAGAAGAGGCUGGCUGACUUCGAGAAGACAGCCAUGGAGCUCAGCAGCCAGCUGGAGGGCAAGUGGGCCGUGCUGGGGACCCUGCUGCAGGAGUACGGGCUGCUGCAGCAGCGGCUGGAGAACCUGGAGAACCUGCUGCAAACCCGGAACUCCUGGGUCCUGAGGCUGCCCGCUAGCAGCAAGGAUGAAGCCCCCAAGGUUUCUAUAACUACUGAAGAGGUGGCUGAGUGUUUCCCUGAGCAACAGGAAGGCGGCCCGGAAGAUUGGCAGAAAGAGCUCUGCAAGGACGUAGCAAAAGAGAGCCGGGAGGUGCUGGGUGCUCUGGAACCAGGCCAGCUGGAAUCCCCCCACAGUGUUCUCCCCUGGAUCAAGCAAGAGGAAGAGGCAUAUGAGAAGAGUCUGCGAGAGACAACCAGUGCCUAUCUGUGCUCAGAAACCUGGCUAGCUAACAAGAAAAGGAUCCUGGAAGGAGAGUCCGUGCUACCAGACCCAGCGUGGGCAACUGAAGGGAGCUCCAGCAAGGAGGACUUUGAGAGGAGAACCUGUGGGGACCUGCUCCCCGUUUCCAGAGAGAGAGAGGUGGCCUCCCUCCCCCGAGGCUCUCAGAGUCAGCCUGUGCCAGCUACUGAGGGCACCGAGAAUGGCCAGGACUUCAUUGUCAAAGAGCUCAGCACUCAGCAUGCGCACCCACACCAUGGAUCUCCACCCUUUGCCAGUCUCCAGUGCCCCCAGAAUGCCACACAGCAGGUCACUCUCACCAGGAACCGUCGUGCAUCCACAGCCCAGCGUGCCUACACCUGUGUCCAGUGUGGCAAGAGCUUCGUCCACCAGUCAACACUUACCACGCACUACCGCACACACACUGGGGAGAAGCCUUAUAAAUGCGCUGAGUGUGAAAAGCGGUUUGGCCGCCUGUCCACACUGCUGGAGCACCAGCGCACCCACACGGGAGAGCGGCCCUUCCCAUGUGCACAGUGUGGCCGUCGUUUUGGGCGCCUGUCCACACUGGUGGAACAUCGGCGCACACACACGGGUGAGAAACCAUUUCCAUGCACCCAAUGUGACAAGCGUUUCACACGCCUAGCCAAUUUGACAGUGCACCAGAGUGUGCACUCUGGUGAGCGUGCUUUCCAGUGCACCCAGUGUGGCUCCUGCUUCACGCACAAACCUAGUUUCCUACGGCACCUGCGCAGCCACUCUCAGGAGAAGCGUUUUACCUGCGGCCAGUGUGGCAAGAGCUUCACCUGUCGCUCCUGGCUGGUGCGCCACCAGGGCAGUCAUGCCCGCUCAGCCUCCGCUGCUUACGUGGCUGGUGAGAAGAGCUCACCAAGCUUUGAGUCACCUACAAGUCUCCUUAAGGGUGCAGCUAGGGGAAAGUUUUCCAGUGACCCUUCUAUCGCCCCCAGAUCCAAGGACACUAAGGCCAGUCAGGACCAUAAGGCCUAUGGCAGAGGUCAGCAGCUCAGCAACCAUGGUCAGGAAGGUCUGGUGGGAUCUCUGCAUAGCUGUCUGUCUGUAAAAAUGGAGAAUGCAGGGUAGCACCCAGAGAGUCCCUAAUGAGGUAACAUAGGGCUUCUAGGUCCCCUUGAGCCCAAGCUGCCUCUCCUAAGGGACACUUCUUGGGUCAGAUGUGUGGCACCUGCCAUCUGUAGGCUUCCCAGGGGAUGGUUCUCUCCCAUGGACUGCAGGUGCUAAGUGCCCCUGAGAUUCUUGCUGCUGCGAAGGUUCCUGUCCCGAAAUGUUGCAGAAACAGAGGUAAAGGAAGAAUGAAGCAUGAGUAUAUCUGCCGGCAGCAGCAGAGGCCCUGACUCUGUGGCUCCCUGAUAGCACCAUCUCAGCAGUUCAGGCAGCAGUGUGCACUUUUCACCCAGCAAGGGCUGCUGACAGUUAGGAUUGCUACAAUUUUGAAAAGUUGAGUUGUUCUGCUUCCAUCUGAGCAACUCUAUUCAAAUAGUUUCCAAGAGUUCCAGAGGGCAGGGCUGGGAAUGUGACUUACCAUUGUUCAUCUGGCAUGCACGAUGAAACCAUGGUUCAGUCCCCACUUCAAGUUAUAAACUGGCUGUGAGGGCACCUACCUGUGAUCUAGCAUUCCUGUUAAUGCUGAAGGGUCAGAAGUUCAAGGUCACGUCCCUGUUUAAAGAAACAAAAUAUCCCGUAGGAGUUCAAGGACAGAGUUGGCAAAUACCCCACGUCUCGCCAGUGGCCCCGUGUUUUGAAUAAAUGCAUGUGUGUUCCCGAGGGCUCCUGGAGGGAACUGUGUCAUCGUCUCCGCUUUGGAAGAGUAUGGCUAAGAGACCUGUGCUGCUCGCUGUCUCUCUGGUCUCUGUCUAUAUCUGGAGGUAGUUUUCACAUAUUCGCUUAAAACCUACAAAUAAAUGUUUAGGAAGAACUGU
Molecule: messenger RNA, 2723 nt
Organism: Microtus oregoni (creeping vole)
Lineage: Eukaryota; Metazoa; Chordata; Mammalia; Rodentia; Cricetidae
Product: zinc finger protein 282-like
Exons: 5
Coding region: 151-1869 (572 amino acids)
Biological process (GO): regulation of transcription by RNA polymerase II
Molecular function (GO): RNA polymerase II cis-regulatory region sequence-specific DNA binding; DNA-binding transcription factor activity
Source: RefSeq, a predicted model, not a curated record